Messenger RNA from Oncorhynchus nerka (sockeye salmon), 1173 nucleotides. RefSeq names its product 5-hydroxytryptamine receptor 3B-like. Gene Ontology annotation, cellular component: postsynaptic membrane; neuron projection; plasma membrane. Gene Ontology annotation, molecular function: serotonin-gated monoatomic cation channel activity; acetylcholine-gated monoatomic cation-selective channel activity. The transcript is spliced from 8 exons. Gene Ontology annotation, biological process: nervous system process; chemical synaptic transmission; monoatomic ion transmembrane transport. NCBI's taxonomy places the organism in Eukaryota, Metazoa, Chordata, Actinopteri, Salmoniformes, Salmonidae. The record is from RefSeq and is a predicted model, not a curated record.
AUGGCUGAACAGAUAGCAGAUAAACCCAAGAGGUCUGCUCUGAACCAACUUACCAGGACCCUCCUGCGUAAAUACAACUGUGGAGUCAGACCUGUUCAGAACUGUACCAGUCCCACGCUCAUCCACAUAGACCUCAUAAUGCAGUCUGUGCUUGAUGUGCAAGUAACCACAAGCAUUUGGUACCGGCAGAUCUUGACUGAUGAGUUCUUGGUGUGGGAUCCCGAGGAGUUUGACGGGAUCACUGAGAUCUCUCUGCCCUCUGAAGCUAUAUGGGUGCCCGAUCUCAUCAUCAGCGAAUUUGUGGAUGUAGGGGAGUCCCCUGCCUUCCCCUAUGUGUAUGUCAACUCAUCGGGGAUGGUGAAAAACAACAAGCCUAUCCAGGUGGUGUCUGCGUGUGACUUGGAGUUGUAAGCCUUCCCCUUUGACAAGCAGAGUUGCACUCUGACCUUCCGCAGCUGGCUUCACUCAGUGAGUGAGGUGAACCUGACUCUGUGGAGGAGUGCCGAGGACAUCGCCAAUGAUCAGAAGUCUUUUAUGGACGAUGGCGAGUGGGAGCUGAUGUCUGUGCCCUCCCACUACUGGCAGCUCCGGCUGGAUGGCAGAGACUAUGCACACAUCCAGUUCAACGUGUUAAUCCGCCGGCGCCCCCUGCUGUACGUGGUGAGUCUGCUCAACCCCAGCAUCUUCCUCAUGGUGGUGGACGUCAUCAGCUUCUACUUGCCGCACAACAGUGGCACGCGUAUCAUCUUCAAGACCAGCAUCCUCCUGGGCUACACUGUCUUCAGGGUAAACCUGAUGGACGAGAUGCCUGCCACCACCACCAGAACACCACUCAUAGGUGUGUUCUUUCCGGUGUGCAUGGCGCUGCUGGUGCUGAAACUAGCCAUCUCCAUAUUUGUAGUGAAGCUCCUCUACCACAAUGAGAAGGAGGUCAAGGAGAUGUCAGUGUCUGCCUGUCUCCUCGAUAAGUAUGGCUCGUCCAGCCAGACCUUCCUCGAGAGCAACUUCACCUCUGUCAAAACACUAAAUGAUGUGGAUCAGUGUGGGGGCUUUGAGUUUGACCUGGCUCCAGAGGAACUGCUGUCUCUGAGCGAGCCCCAGGAGAGUACUCCUCGAGAGUAUUCUCCAGGAGGUGGUGGCCCUGUGGCUCUACCUGCAGGAGGGAGAGAGUGA